Sinocyclocheilus grahami is the source of this 573-nucleotide messenger RNA. Its product is annotated as glutaredoxin-2, mitochondrial-like. The coding region runs from base 47 to 304 and encodes 85 amino acids. Gene Ontology annotation, molecular function: protein-disulfide reductase activity. The transcript has 2 exons. Gene Ontology annotation, cellular component: mitochondrion. NCBI's taxonomy places the organism in Eukaryota, Metazoa, Chordata, Actinopteri, Cypriniformes, Cyprinidae. The record is from RefSeq and is a predicted model, not a curated record.
UAACUGUGUUGUGAUAUUCUCCAAAAUCACAUGCCCAUACUGUAAGAUGGCGAAGAAUGUCUUUAAUGAGAUCGGAGCUGCACAUAAAGUUGUUGAACUGGAUGAUAGUAGACGUCUCCAUGAGACCUUAGCGCAAAUGACAGGUGCCAGAACAGUGCCAAGAGUCUUUAUUAAUGGGCAGUGCAUUGGAGGAGGCACAGAUACAAAACAGCUCCACCAGCAAGGGAAACUUCUGCCUCUUAUUGAACAGUAUAGGCCGUGCUGUUUGAGUACCAGCCUUGAGGGCUCAGGCAGUGCUCAAUAAUCAGUCAUAAUGUUUUGUAAUAUGUGUUUAUACACAUUGGUCACCCUUGAACAGCCCAAACAGAGAUUAAGUAUUUGUAUUUUAAUAUGUAUGCUGCUGUCGAGAAAAAAAUAACUGCCUGAUUUAUUGACUUUGUUAUAUGUAUUGUUAUUUUGGUGCACUGUAUGUAAAAUAUAAUACCAGAUAGUAUUACACCAAGCAUUUUAGAUGAUUUUUUUGACCUGAGUUACAACACCUCGAUAUUCCUUUAUGUACAUAACUAUUAAAAA